AUGAAGAUAAUCAUUGGUAUUCUACUUUGCCUUGUCCUUUAUCUGCAAGAUGUUGUGACAAUUGAUCGUCCUAUUGGACCAAGUUUUAUGUCAACAAUAUCAAUUAAACAAAGACUUUAUUACAAUAAUUUAGGUACAAGACUUGAUUGUUCAGCGAUUGGUAUUCCAUCACCAGAGUUAACUUGGUUCCGGACAAAUGGUAGCGAUGAUCGACCGUCAACAUUUGUUGAAUCUUCUGAACUUAUUGAUGUAUAUAAAAAUGGAAGUUUAUUUAUUCGACCAUUUCGAGAUUAUUCCAAAUUAAUACAUGCUGGUACUUUUGUAUGUCGAGCAGAAAAUGCAGCUGGUAGUAUACAAACAACAUCGAUUCAACUUAAACCACAAAUCUAUGAUACAUAUGAAAUUGAAGUAAAAAAUACAUUUGGAUUUGAACAAUCAUCUGUUAUUUUAUCAUGUGAAAUUUCACCACCAUCCGCUAGUUCUUAUGUACACGUUAUAGGUUGGUUAGAGAAUGUAAAUAAUCAAAUCAUUCAAUUAGAUUUACGUUCAAGAACAAAAUAUAAUUUCUUGUCAAAUAAAAAUUUAAUUAUACAUAAUAUAACAAAAUCAGAUGAUAAUCGAACAUAUGCCUGUAUUGUUCAAAAUCAAAUCGAUAAUGAUAAACGUCAAAGUCGAUUUAAAUCAUUACGAGUUCGAGAUCGUUCACCAUUUGGUCCGGAAUUAUCCAUACCAAAUAAUACAGAAUAUCGUGCUAAUGCUGGUGAUCUUAUUGAAUUACCUUGUGGUAUAGCAUCUGUCCCAACAUAUGCUCGCAUAUCUUGGUGGAAAAAUGGAAUUGAAAUAGCUAAUAUUUCAGAACAAAUUUAUAAUAAUUCAUUAAUUCUUCAACUGUCAAAUUUAUCUUCAGACGAUUCAGGCAAUUAUGCAUGUCGAAUUGAUGAUGAAUCAAGUGGACGUAUAGUAUCCUUAAUGUCAUUAAAAGUUGAUCUUCCAAUUCAAUGUAAAAUGUCUAUUCAACAAACAAAUUUUAAUGCUGGAUCAAAUGCUGAAUUUAUUUGUACAAGUAAUUCAAUAAAAUCGAUACCGACACAAUGGCAAUGGUAUCAUAAUUCGAAAAAAUUAUCUAUCAAUAAUAAUCAAUAUUUAAUCUCUAAUUUAACACGAGAACAUAUGGGAAUGUAUCAAUGUUGUUAUAUUACAAAUAGUUUAUUGGAUUCAAAUGCUUGUUGUGCACAAACUCAAGUUGAUGUCAUCAAUUCACCGCCUUUUAUCCUUUCCGCGGAACAGACACAUUCAAAUAUUAUUAUAAUUCCAUCAAAUAAUAUCACACAUGUUCCAAUUGAUCUUAAUUUAACUAUUUAUGCUGAUCCAUUACCAACUAUAGAUAUUUAUAAAGAUGGUCAACAAUUAAUUUUACAUAAUCAAAUCAAUUCUCUACCAUCAGGAGAUAUAUUUACACAUUAUCGAAUUUAUUUAAACAAUCUAACUGAUACAGUUCUUGCAUUCAAUCAACCAAAAUUUUGCCCAACACCAGUUUGGAACCGCAAUGGAUUUACUGUUGCUAAGCAGCCAACACUUGGUUCUGAACCUCUUGCUGUUUUUAUCAACGAGAAAAACUCCGUUUACACGAUCAAUAAAGAAAAGAAACAAGUUUUAGUUUGGUAUGAAGAUACUAUUGAUCCAGCAACGAUUAUUCCUCUUGAUUUUUCGAACUCAUCUUCUCUCUUCGUUACAUCGGACGGAGAUAUUUUUAUCGAUAACGGCGAAAAGAAUAGUCGCGUUGAGAGAUGGAUAUCAAGUACUGAUACUUGGGUUACUGUUAUGGAUGUUUUCUCUUCAUGUUAUGGUCUUUUUGUGGACAUAUAUGACAAUCUAUAUUGUUCAAUGGAGAGACGACAUCGCGUUCUGAAAAGAGACUUGCAUGAUCAUAUGAUGGGAACGGAUAUCGUAGGUGGAACGGGCACUCCCGGAUCUGCCACAUAUGAACUUAAUCAGCCUCGAGGGAUUUUUGUUGUUUGGAAUUCAGAUUUAUAUGUAGCGGAUUGUGGAAAUGAUCGAGUGCAACACUUUCGAUCAGGAAAAUUAGAUGGCGUCACAAUUGCCGGACGAGGAUCUUCCAAUCCUGCAGGUACACUUUCGUGUCCAACUGGAAUAGCAUUUGAUGCUGCAAAUUACCUCUUUAUUGUCGAUUCCAACAAUCAUCGAAUUGUUCGAUUGGGACCACAUGGCUUACAAUGUGUAGUCGGAUGUCGUGGCGAUAUGUCAUCGGUUAUUCAAUGGGCAAACUCAACAGAAUUGACUGCAAAGAGUCAAAUGUAUUCUCAAGGCUGCAACCAAGACAACUUCCACUAUGAUGCAUUCGAGGUAAAGGUGCCCGAAAGUCGUUACUAUACAAUCUGGAGCAGCAGCAACAUCGAUACUUACGGAUAUAUCUAUGAAAAUAGUUUCAAUCCACUCAAUCCAUCUGACAAUUUGUUCGAAAAAGAUGAUGAUGGAGCACCUAAUGACCAAUUUAAAUUCGAAAUUCCUCUUUAUGCUGAUACCACAUACAUAUUGGUUGUGACAACGUAUCGUCCAAGUACCACUGGUGAAAUCAAGAUCAAUGUAUUGGGCUUACAGAACGUCACGAUCAAGCGGCUCAGUGAGUGA
Messenger RNA from Adineta steineri, 2649 nucleotides. The record is from the annotation of a GenBank genome assembly. Lineage: Eukaryota; Metazoa; Rotifera; Eurotatoria; Adinetida; Adinetidae.